AUGGCGUCCAACCCUGCCGAGGCGAUUGCACUGAACGCACGCCGUGCCUUUGAGGCGUCGCAGCUCGUCGCCCCCUCUGAGCGCGACAUCGCCCUCACUGCGAUCCGCACCGCGCUCUCGGAGAAGCGCGACGAGGUGCUCGCGGCAAACAAGGCGGACAUGGACGCUGCGCGUCCCCUCGUCGAGGCAGGCAAGCUCAGCGCAUCCCUGUUCUCCCGACUCGACCUCGGCAAGAAGGGCAAGUAUGACAGCAUGCUGCAGGGCAUCACGGAUGUAGCGGCGCUGCCCCUCCCCACCGGCCAGGUGACGUUUGCCAAGGAGCUCGGGCCGGGUCUCGCUCUGCACCGCGUGACGUGCCCCGUCGGCGUGUUGCUGGUCAUCUUCGAGGCGCGUCCCGAGGUCGUUGUGAACAUUGCCGCGCUUGCCAUCAAGUCUGGCAACGCGGCCAUCCUCAAGGGCGGCAAGGAGAGCACUCUGACUGCGACCCUACUGUCCAAGAUUAUUGCCGACGCACUUGCCAAGACCCAGAUCCCCUCCACUUUUGUCCAGACUGUGUCGACACGGUCCGAGAUCUCGGGCCUCCUCGCACAGGACAAGUACAUUGACCUCGUGAUGCCGCGCGGUGGCAAUGAGCUCGUCAUGAGCAUCAAGAACCAGACCCGCAUCCCGGUUAUGGGCCACGCCGACGGUAUCUGCGCCGUUUACCUCGACAAGAGCGCGGACGAGAACAAGGCGAUCCGUGUCGCCGUCGAGUCCAAGAUCGACUACAUGGCCGCGUGCAAUGCCGCCGAGACGCUGCUCGUCAACGAGAGCCUCGUCAACACGCUCUGGCCCAAGGUCGCUAACGCGCUCGCUGCUGUCGACGUGUCGCUGCGAUGCGAUGCCGUAACCCUGGCCGCGAUCAAGGGCCAGCCGGCCGAGGCCAAGGCGCAGGCCGCAGCCGCUGCCGACUUUGACACCGAGUUCCUCGGCCCAGAGAUCGCUGUCAAGGUCGUGCCUUCGGUUGGGGACGCGAUCAAGCAUAUCAACGAGCACUCGUCGCACCACACCGACUCGAUCGUCACCGAGGACGAGACCAGCAUGAGCGCGUGGGCGCGUGGUCUCGACUCGGCCAACUGCUUCAUCAACGCCUCGACCCGCUUUGCGGACGGUACCCGGUACGGACUUGGCACCGAGGUCGGCAUCUCGACGGGCAAGACGCAUGCACGUGGCCCUGUUGGGUUGGACGGCCUGGUCAUCUACAAGUACGUCCUGCGGAGUGAGAAGACGGACGGGUCUCUCAUUGCCGACCACGAGAAGGGCCAGGGAUACACUCACACCGACCUUGCCCGCGACCAGCCCCCAUUCUAG
Molecule: messenger RNA, 1350 nt
Organism: Cutaneotrichosporon cavernicola
Lineage: Eukaryota; Fungi; Basidiomycota; Tremellomycetes; Trichosporonales; Trichosporonaceae
Gene: PRO2
Exons: 2
Coding region: 1-1350 (449 amino acids)
Molecular function (GO): glutamate-5-semialdehyde dehydrogenase (NADP+) activity; NADP binding
Source: RefSeq, a predicted model, not a curated record